Herpailurus yagouaroundi (jaguarundi) is the source of this 3488-nucleotide messenger RNA. It is a transcript of the gene FUT8, whose product is annotated as fucosyltransferase 8. Lineage: Eukaryota; Metazoa; Chordata; Mammalia; Carnivora; Felidae. The transcript has 14 exons. Gene Ontology annotation, cellular component: Golgi cisterna membrane. Gene Ontology annotation, molecular function: protein binding; glycoprotein 6-alpha-L-fucosyltransferase activity. Gene Ontology annotation, biological process: protein N-linked glycosylation. The record is from RefSeq and is a predicted model, not a curated record. Bases 1075 to 2802 code for a protein of 575 amino acids.
GGCGCAUGCGCGCCCUCUCCCAGAAGCCUGUAACGCUGAGGGGCGCGCGCCCCCACCCGCGCGCGCACGCUUGCGCUAGCCAAGGCUUCCCCGCCUGCGCUCGUUGUCAGAGCCGCUCCGGCGCGUGCGCGCGUUAUCUCCGGCAGACCCGAGUAGCCAGGUUCCCUAAGCUCCAGGCCCCCGCCCCACAUCACCCCCUCCCAGCCCCAGUCAACCCGUCCCCUUCCUCUCCUCGCGGAAUGGGGCCGGCGCUGCUCGGGGUCGCGCGCCCGGGACCCGGCUCGCGCUCGGUCUCGCGCUGUCAGCGACUGCCCCGCUCGCGCCGCCUCGCGCUCUCGCUCAGUCAGUGGCGCCGAAGGCUCCGUUAAGCGGCGGCGGCGGUUCCUGUUUCCGUUUCUUCGUCUCCCUUCAGUCGGGAGUAGCAUCCUCCACCCAGCCACCCCUCCCACUCCCCAACGGGGCAGCUGCAGCUGAGGGCUGUGGCGGCGGCGGUGGCGGCGGCAGCUGGGGACGGCGGAGACCGCCUCUGCUCCCGCCUCGGGUUGCUGCUUUUGCUAAGAGAGUACCCAUGACCCUGAUGGUAUUUUCAUUCAAGAUAAAGUGUUCUAUUGCCUUUAUUGAUUAACUGAACGAAUUCAGUUACCCAGAGUCAACCAGUCUAUAAGCAGAUGACUCUCCUUCUAACGUCAAAAGUGAUAAUUUUAGUGACCCAGAUUCAAGCAAUAAUAUCUUCCUUUUGGAAAUACCAUGUGGUUUUGUACGCUUGUGUUCUAGUGGAAGGAAGAUGUCUGGUCUAGACAUGGGAAGAUACUUGGCUGUGGAAAACCUUGCAGUAGAAUCUGGAAUCAGCAUGUAGAGUCCAUGAAGCACAAGACAGUAAAGCUUCUUACUCAUACCACCAGGAGGAUCUCCUUGAAAGAUUCGCUACAGGACUACCAGAGACACAAAUUCUCUGAAGCAUGAUGUGUUGAAACAACAAAAGGCUACUGCUUACGCACUAGCUACAAACAGACUUAAGAUGUUUCCAAUUCUUUGAGCUCCGGGAAGCCAGGGGAGUGAGUUGAAAAUCUGAAAAUGCGGCCAUGGACUGGUUCCUGGCGUUGGAUUAUGCUCAUUCUUUUUGCCUGGGGGACCUUGCUGUUUUAUAUAGGUGGUCACUUGGUACGAGAUAAUGACCACCCUGAUCACUCUAGCCGAGAACUGUCCAAGAUUCUGGCAAAGCUUGAACGCUUAAAACAGCAAAAUGAAGAUUUGAGGCGAAUGGCUGAAUCUCUCCGGAUACCAGAAGGCCCCAUUGAUCAGGGACCAGCCUCAGGAAGGGUUCGUGCUUUAGAAGAGCAGCUUUUGAAGGCCAAAGAACAGAUUGAAAAUUAUAAGAAACAAACUAGAAAUGGUCUGGGGAAAGAUCAUGAAAUCCUAAGGAGGAGGAUUGAAAAUGGAGCUAAAGAGCUCUGGUUUUUUCUACAAAGUGAAUUGAAGAAAUUAAAGAAUUUAGAAGGAAAUGAACUCCAAAGUCAUGCAGAUGAAUUUCUGUCAGAUUUGGGACAUCGUGAAAGGUCUAUAAUGACGGAUCUAUACUACCUCAGUCAAACAGAUGGAGCAGGUGAUUGGCGGGAAAAAGAGGCCAAAGAUCUGACAGAGCUGGUCCAACGGAGAAUAACAUAUCUUCAGAAUCCCAAGGACUGCAGCAAAGCCAAGAAGCUAGUAUGUAAUAUCAACAAAGGCUGUGGCUAUGGCUGUCAACUCCAUCAUGUGGUCUACUGUUUCAUGAUUGCAUAUGGCACUCAGCGAACACUCAUCUUGGAAUCUCAGAAUUGGCGCUAUGCUACUGGUGGAUGGGAAACUGUGUUUAGACCUGUGAGUGAGACCUGCACAGACAGAUCUGGCACCUCCACUGGACACUGGUCAGGUGAAGUAAAGGACAAAAAUGUUCAGGUGGUUGAGCUCCCCAUUGUAGACAGUCUUCAUCCUCGUCCACCAUAUUUGCCUCUGGCUGUACCAGAAGACCUUGCAGAUCGGCUUGUACGAGUCCAUGGUGAUCCUGCAGUGUGGUGGGUGUCCCAGUUUGUCAAAUACUUGAUCCGCCCACAACCUUGGCUGGAAAAGGAAAUAGAAGAGACUACUAAGAAGCUUGGCUUCAAACAUCCAGUUAUUGGAGUACACGUCAGACGUACAGACAAAGUAGGAACAGAAGCAGCCUUCCAUCCCAUUGAGGAAUACAUGGUACACGUUGAAGAACAUUUUCAGCUUCUCUCUCGCAGAAUGCAAGUGGAUAAACGAAGAGUAUAUUUGGCGACGGAUGACCCUUCUUUAUUAAAGGAGGCAAAAACAAAGUACCCCACUUACGAAUUUAUUAGUGAUAACUCUAUCUCUUGGUCAGCCGGACUACACAAUCGAUACACAGAAAAUUCGCUUCGGGGUGUGAUCCUGGAUAUACACUUUCUCUCCCAGGCAGACUUCCUAGUGUGUACUUUUUCAUCCCAGGUCUGUCGAGUCGCUUAUGAAAUCAUGCAAACACUUCAUCCUGAUGCUUCUGCAAACUUCCAUUCUUUGGAUGACAUCUACUAUUUUGGGGGCCAAAAUGCCCACAACCAGAUUGCCAUUUAUCCUCACCAACCUCGAACUGUAGAUGAAAUCCCCAUGGAACCUGGAGAUAUCAUUGGUGUGGCUGGAAAUCAUUGGGAUGGCUAUUCUAAAGGUGUCAACAGGAAACUGGGAAGGACGGGCCUAUAUCCCUCCUACAAAGUCCGAGAGAAGAUAGAAACGGUCAAGUACCCCACAUAUCCUGAGGCUGAGAAGUAAAGCUUAGAUGGAAGAGAAGGACAACUAAACUCAGUUAAAACCAUUUGAGCCAAACAGUAGAUGAAGAAGGCCCUGACCUUACAACACAUGGUGAAAUGAGUAGACACCUUCAAGCAUCAGGAGCAAUUGGGAACUGACAGAUGCUUCAUUGGUGGAAUUACUCUUUAACAAGGGCCACAAUGCCCUUAAACUCAUGCACAGUCCAAUAAUGUACUCACAUAUAACAUACAAACAGAUUGUUUUCUAUUUUGCCCCUUCUUUCAAGAUUAUGUCCCCAUGAGACAAACACUGCCACAUUGUGUAAUUUAAGUGACACAGACAUUUUGUGUGAGACUUCAAACAUGGUGCCUAUAUCUGAAAGACCUUUGUGACCUAAUGAGAAGACCCCGAAUAGCUCCCUACGUCAGGAGGUUGAUCCUUUGCCAGUGGUGCUGUUGUAACCACUGAAUUCACUCCAAUCAGCAGAUUCAGAAUGAGAAUGGAUGUUUUUGUCUGGAUUUUUUUUUUUAAGUAAUUGCAUCAGUUCACCCACCUCAUCAUUAAUAAGUGAAGGAUACAUCAGAAAAUAAAAUAUUCACACUCCAUUAGGAACUUUUGUAAAACAAUGCCAUGAACAGAUCUUUAGUACUCAAUGUUUCUGGACAUUCUCUUUGAUAACAAAAAAUAAAUUUUAAAAAGGAAUUUUG